This is a messenger RNA of Hyaena hyaena (striped hyena), 5410 nucleotides long. It is a transcript of the gene CFAP74, whose product is annotated as cilia and flagella associated protein 74. The transcript has 39 exons. Lineage: Eukaryota; Metazoa; Chordata; Mammalia; Carnivora; Hyaenidae. The record is from RefSeq and is a predicted model, not a curated record. The coding region runs from base 80 to 4996 and encodes 1638 amino acids.
GCGGAGCCUGCGAGGAGCCGCCGUGCGCUCAGCCCCGACCCGCGGCGGGUCCGCAGAGAGCUAAUUUCUGCUUCUUAAGAUGGAGGAAGACGCUAGCCAGUUCCCUAAGAAGGAGCUUCUGGAUGAUGUCCCGAUUGUGGAAGAUGAAAGAGAUGAACUAGAGGAUCCAGAGUUUGAGGUUGAAGUUCUCCCUCCGGAAGCCGAGACGGGCGCCGACUCGGGAUGCGGCCGCCGCAGCCCGGAGAACGCGGCCGCCGGUAAAAGUAGGAAGGAAGCAGCCGUCGCCGACAGGUUCCAGGCCUGCCGCCUGCGGAAGACCUUGGGCCGCCUGCGGAAGCUGCAGGAAGAGAAAGAGCUUUUCAUUCAGGAAACCAGAGGAGAGCUGCGCGCUUGCCGCCAGAGGCUGGAUCUCAUCACCAAACAGCAGGCGAGCGUGGCGGCCGAGGUGGCUGCAGGGAGAGAGGCCAGCAACACUGCCGCCGUGGGGCGCCUCCAGGCGGUGUCCAGACGCCUGUGCACAGAGCUGGACAACGAGAGAGACCUGCAGUCCAAACUCACGGCCAUGCUGCAGGAGAGCGAGAGCGCCAUGUGGCACAUUGAGAUCCAGAAGGGACAGCUCGAGGACGUCCACAAGUCCGCCCAAGAGGAGGAGGCGGCCACCAGGAAGGGCCUGAGGGCGCACGCGGCCAAGCAGCUGCACCGGGAGGAGGGGGCCUUGAAGAAGGCAGAGAGGACCCGGCUGCUGCGGGUCAGGAAGGCCAUGUGCCUCCAGAAGGAGCACGGGCUCAGGCACCAGAAGCUGCUGGAAGAUGCCAGGAAGAAUCACAAGAUCGCGGUGAAGUUCCUGAAGGCUUCCCUGGGAAGGAUCCGCGAGCAGCAGAGGGAAGAGGAGCUGGCGUCCCGCGAGCACAUGAAGAGGCGCAUGGACGCCGUGCUGGCCCUGAAGAACAGCAUCACUGCCAACAGGGAAACACUCCGGAAAUUUCAAGCAUGGGGCCAGGCCAGAGCAGAGCUGGCUGAACACAAGGCCCAGGCCGAGAAGGAGAUGAUUCUGGCCCAAGGGGGGGACGCUUUCAAGCACCUUUUCCAUCAACGCCGGCGCCAGGAGCUGGAAGCCCAGAAGCGCACCUUCGAGGAACAGCAGAAGCUCAGGAAGCAGGAGAUCGUAGCUCGGAUUCUGAAAGAGGAGGUGGAGGAAGCAAACAGGAAGAAGAAACCGUCUUCUCCCACCAAAGCCACGAGCCGGUUGACUCUGAGGGAUAAAACGUGGGGCUACAUCUCGGAAGUCUGCGAGGAUAGGGACGAGGCGGCCCCUCCCUGUAACCUGCUGCAGGACACCGAAGGGGUCCCAUACCCCAGAGCCUCUCAGUUACUGGGAGCCGUCUCCUGUGAGUCCGUCCAGGGGGACCCCGGGAACGUCAUCUGGGAAGAUGACACGCUGGCCGAGCCGGAGAUCCCCGGGCUGUGGAAGGAAGACUACAAGCCGCACCAGGUGCCCAAAGAGGAGGAGGACAGGAAGCCCGCGGGCGGGACGAAGAUGGACAAGGACAUCCUGGCUCGCACCAUGGAGCAGCUGCGCAGCAGGGUGACCCACAGGCAGGUGGCCUCCGGGCGCGAGUUCAAAGGCCGCCCCUUCAAUAGCAAGCCGGAGCUCAUUCACUUCAAGGACUUCGAUGUUGGCAAAGUGUACAAGAAAAAGAUCACACUGAUCAAUGCCACCUACACCAUCAACUACUGCAGGCUGCUGGGUGUGGAGGAGCAGCUCAAGGACUUCAUCCACAUAGACUUUGACCCCCCUGGUCCCAUGUCAGCCGGGAUGUCCUGCGAAGUCCUCGUCACCUUCAAGCCCAUGAUAAACAAGGAUCUUGAAGGAAGCGUCUCAUUUCUGGCUCAGACGGGCGGCUUUUCUGUCCCGCUGAAGUGUUCCACAAAGAAAUGUGCGCUGUCCCUUGACAAGGAGCUCAUCGACUUUGGCAGCUACGUGGUGGGUGAGACCACGUCCCGGACCAUCACGCUGACCAACACCGGGGGCUUGGGCACCAAGUUCAGGUUCCUUCGAGCAUCAGAGUCCUGUGAGAUGGACAUCUCCCAGUCGGCCAUGAAGCUAAGCAGUCUGUUCACGUAUGAAGACAAAGGUAUUUACGAUAAAAUCACCACCAGCAUCUCUGAGCAACAGAUUGAGGGCAACGAGUCCCCUACCGUAGACGUAACAAGCCAGAAGGAGUCUGGGAAGCUGGGCGGCAAGGAGCAGGAAGAAGGGCGCCCCGCAGAAUCAGAGGGAGUGACCAUGACCACUGCGAUGACCGUAUCUCCCAACGAGGAGCAGAUGGAGAUCUCGCUGGGAGAGGUGACAGAGGGAGAGAUUGGCCCCUUCAGCUCCAUCAAAGUACCGGUCAUCUUCACACCCGUCAUCCCAGGAACCAUCCACACCAAGUUCAAGGUCGUGUUUAAGAAUAAGCAGUGUCCCACGUUAUAUUUCAGAGUCACGGGCGUGGCCGUGGACGUGCCCGUGUGGGUGCCGAAGCCCCACGUGGACUUGAAGAUCUGCAUGUACGACCGGCUGUAUCAGGACUCCAUCCUCGUCCACACACGGUCGAAAGCGGCCCUGCGGCUGAAGUUUGAAGUGUGCAGGGAGCUGAGGCGUCACAUGGACCUCCUGCCGGAGACCGGCUACAUCCAGGCCCGCUCCGCCUGCACCGUGCAGCUCAAGUUCCUGCCGCGACACUCCCUCCCAGAAGACGCAGGGAAGUACUUCGACAAGGAAAGCAGAGUCCUGGAGGCCCCGAUGACCAUCCGGGUGGCGGACCAGAUCAAGCCAGUGGGGUUCACGGUGCACGCAGUGGUCACCACCUCGGACCUGGAGCUCAGCCCCUCGGCAGUGGACUUCGGCUACUGCACCAUCCACGAGGCCGUCAGGACCCGAGUCAGCCUCCGCAACCUCUCCCUCCUGCCCCAGGCCUUCGGGUUCGUCGGGCUCCCCAAGUUUGUGGACAUCCAGCCCAACGACGGCUUUGGCACGAUCCUGCCGCUAGAAACGCUACAGCUGCAUGUGACCUUCCAGCCCGCCCGGGCCAAGGAGUACAGCUUCGAGCUCAUCUGCAAGUCGGAGAUCAACCGGUGCUUCAAGCUAGUGUGCCGAGCCGUGGGUGUCUGCCCGCCCUUGGAGCUGUCCCACUACCAGGUCAAGUUUGCAGCCACUUCCCUGUACGACACGUCUGUGGCCACCCUGUACGUCAUCAACUCUCAUGUGAGCAUGAACUCGCUGACUCACUCCGUGCCCCGAAUCGGUUCCGAGGACGCCUCUCCUGUGGGGCCCACCAGCUUCGAGUUCCUGCCGCCCCCAGACUCACCCAUCACCAUCUCGCCCUUGGUGGGGACCGUGCUGCCAGGAAAGAGAUGCCUGGUCCAGGUGGCCUUCCGGCCCGUGCUCCCGGCCAAGCUGAUCCUCCAGGAAGCCUUCCAGAUGCUGACCAAAGAAACGGAGGUCAAAUCGUCCCACAAGGACACAGUCACCCAGAGGAAGGACCUAACGAGACAGUCCAUCUCCACGCUGUGGCUGCAGAGCCGGGACCACCCGCCCCGGGCCUCCACCACCCAGGAUGCCGAGCUGCAGAAGCUGGACCUCAAGCCCAGUUCCGACGAGUACCAGGCUGCCCAGGCCACCCUGGCCAGAUCUUUCCCGGGGAGCUUUGACAAGUUUGUGGUGCCCUGUGUUGUUGCCAGUGGUGACACUGCGGACAGAAAGGGGACGGAGCCCCUGAGCUUCAGUCCCCACAAUACCCUGUACCUGGAGCUAUGGUGUCCCGCUGUGGCCCCGUCCCUCGUCGUGGCCUCCAACAAGGGCAAAACCGUCUUCAACUUCGGUGACAUCGCUGUAGGGCACUGUGGCAUAAAGAAGGUCUCCAUCCAGAACAUCUCCCCCGAGGACCUUGCCGUGGAGUUCUCUGUGCUGAACCCCAAUGGCUCCUUCAUCCUGCUGAACCCCAUCAGCAAGCUCCUGGCAGGCGAGACCCAGGUCCUGACCCUGUCCUUCUCCCCCCGGGAGAGCGUCAAGGCCCAAGAAACACUGGACGUCAUCACCAAGAGAGGCACACUCUCUCUGACCCUCAUGGGCACCGGCGUGGCAUCCAUGAUCACGUGCUCCAUUGAAGGGGACGUUCUCGACAUGGGUUAUGUGAUUGCCAGAGAGUCUGUGUCCUCUAACUUCAAGCUGCAGAACAGCUCGGUGCUGCCGGUCAGGUUCUCCCUGCAGCUGGACAGCCUCUGCGGCCCCGGGAGCAGAAGCCAGCAGCCGCUGCCGCAGUUCCUCGCCUUUCCCGCCCGGAGAACUGAAGUCGUGGGCACGCGGAACCACAGCGGCCAGAGCGUGUUCAGCGUGGUCCCAGUCGAGGGCAUCAUAGAUCCGGGCAAGACGCAGGACUUCACGGUGACCUUCAGCCCGGACCACGAGAGCCGGUACUUCUCCGACAGGCUGCAGGUGGUGCUCUUCGGAAAGAAAGUCUCCCACCAGAUUCUUCUGAAGGGCGCGGCCCGUGAACACAUGAUGUUCGUGGAGGGCGGAGACCCCCUGGAUGUGCCUGUGGAGUCCCUGACCGUGAUCCCCGCCUGCGACUCCGAGCGCAGAGAAGAAGCCGAGGAGCUGAAGCCCAUCCUGGUGACCCUGGAUUAUAUCCAGCUGGACACAGACGUGCCAGCCCCUCCUGCCACCCGGGAGCUGCAGGUGGGCUGCAUCCGGACCACCCAGCUGUCCCCAAAGAAGACCGUCGAGUUCAGCCUGGACAGCGCGACGUCUCUGCAGCACAAGGGCUUCACCAUCGAGCCCUGCAGAGGCUUCGUGGAGCGCGGCCAGACCAAGACCAUCAGCAUCGCUUGGCUGCCACCUGCUGAUUUUGAUAUGGAUCAUCCACUGAUGGUGUCAGCCCUGCUGCAGCUCAAGGGCGAUGUGAAGGAGACUUACAAGGUCUUUUUUGUAGCCCAGGUGGUGACCAGCCCCUGAGGCCACAGGAGUCUCUCCAGAGAGCCCCCGCAAACUUCCUGCUCCCUUGAAGCCUUGCUGUAGUCUGUAAACCAGUGCAAGCCACCCACAGGCCUGGGACCUGGGCAUCCCCUGCUGGGCAAGCUCAUAUGUGCAGCCCUCUGCAUGGCCCUGUGGCCAGGGCACCCCAGCCCUGCGGGCAUGGCCACUUCCUGCUGUCCUGGACCCAGCAAGUCCAGAGGCCGAGAGCACCCCCUCCCUGGCCCCACUGAGAACCAGCAAUAAGGCCAGUCCUACCCACAACAUGCUCUUACCCUAAGCCCCUCGGAGCCCCCAGCCCCACCUGUACCUGCCUGCCCAGCCGCUAGAAGCCCUGGUGGGGGAAGAGCGAGCUGCCCCCACAAGUCUGCCAAUAAACCUCUGAGCUGCUUCGUA